UCAAAGGUUGGAAUAGUUCAUUAUGAAAUUACAGAGGAAGAUGAGGAUAGUUUUGAAAAAAGGCGGGACCAUCUACUUGAAGUCUGCAACUCUAGUUUCGUUGAUAAAUCGGGUCAAACAUUUCCGAAUGUGAAAAGCAAGUACCUCUUGUACGAUUCUAAACAUAACUUUGUCUUCUGUAUGGUACAGAAAGUAGGCUGCACAUUCUGGCGACGAGUAUUCUAUUCACUAAAACACAAGGAAAUUUCAAAUAUAUAUUCCAUUAAUAAUCAUAAAGUCCAUGAUAAACAUAUUCCUACCUUAGGGCAGUUCGAUGUCAUUGAAGCCAAACGUGUUUUAAGAUCAGCAACAACGGCAAUGUUUGUUAGAGAACCUUACGAACGUGCUUUUUCUGGAUACUUAGAUAAGCUUCACACAAUAAAUCCUAAUUACAUGAAAAAUCUUGGGAGGCCUAUCAUAAAAAUGAUGAGGAAAAAUGCAACAACUAAAAGUUUAAACUGUGGUCAUGAUGUGACAUUCACAGAACUGAUACGAUAUUUAGUGGAACAGAAAAGAAAUGGUCAGCUACUAAACAUCGAUCACCAUUUCUCACCUAUAUACACUCACUGCUUACCUUGCGAUAUCAAAUACGAUUUUAUAGGUAAAAUGGAAUCUUUUGACGAAGAUACGUCAUAUGUGAUGAGUAAAACCAACAUGUUUCAGAAUAAAUCAAUUUCAAUGUCAAAAAAUGCCUCUAUAAUAGAUGACCUAUACACUAAGAUGAUAGAUGCGUUUAACGCUCAGAAAACAAUGUCAGAUUGUAUGACCUUGAGAGAGAUGUAUGGUCGUGUUUGGAGGACACUCCAACUUCGUGGCUUAGUGAACCCGGAUGUACCGAUGCCCGAUUCUCAAAACGUUACCUUGGAUAUGAUGCUCCGCGAGGCGGUCAAGGUCAGUGACCCAUCACGUGUGUCCGAGUACAAACACGAAGGGUUUGUUAAGAUGUAUAAAACUGUGGACAGACAGCUACUGCUAGAGUUUAGGGAGUACGUUCUGAAAGACUGUAAACUAUUCGGAUAUGACGAUAAACCUCCAGAUCUAUUUUCAUGGCAACGAUAAGAUAUGUGUGUGUUCGAUAUCUGUUAUGGUAUUGUGAGAAAACAGGUAAUACUAACCUAAAUGUUUUUAUGCUCUCCUUGUAUAUCCCUUUAUUGCCAACUUAGUAUUAUAUCGGCGUAUGUAGCAGCUAUCACUGGUGUAGGGUAUUUGCUUAGUCGGAUGUUUGCUUUUGAGACGACCGGAUUUCGCCGGAAAUUGGAAUGCACAGAGAUCGACAACAAAGCCAGCCAUACAAGGAGGGACAUUAUUCCUACACAAGCGCCGACCAUCAGUGCUGCCCAUGUACUGAAAUCAGCACAACCAUGUUAGGGAACGUUAUGAUAGACUUAAGGGUGUUGUUAGCUCAGGGGGGAGGGGUUGGGUAUCAUUGAUGCACGUAUCAUUUAUCAUGUUUUAACGACGAACUUAGCCGUGGUUUAUCAAAUAAAC
This is a messenger RNA of Mizuhopecten yessoensis (Yesso scallop), 1527 nucleotides long. Its product is annotated as carbohydrate sulfotransferase 11-like. Bases 181 to 1098 code for a protein of 305 amino acids. Gene Ontology annotation, molecular function: sulfotransferase activity. Gene Ontology annotation, biological process: carbohydrate biosynthetic process. NCBI's taxonomy places the organism in Eukaryota, Metazoa, Mollusca, Bivalvia, Pectinida, Pectinidae. The transcript has 2 exons. Gene Ontology annotation, cellular component: membrane. The record is from RefSeq and is a predicted model, not a curated record.